Molecule: messenger RNA, 1562 nt
Organism: Poecile atricapillus (Black-capped chickadee)
Lineage: Eukaryota; Metazoa; Chordata; Aves; Passeriformes; Paridae
Product: core histone macro-H2A.2
Exons: 10
Coding region: 388-1506 (372 amino acids)
Biological process (GO): nucleosome assembly
Cellular component (GO): nucleosome
Molecular function (GO): structural constituent of chromatin; protein heterodimerization activity; DNA binding
Source: RefSeq, a predicted model, not a curated record
GUGCGCGGGGCGGGCGGGCCCUGAGGGGCUCGGGGCGGCUCCGGGGUGACCGAGGUGUCCCCCCGAGCUCGGCAGCUCUCAGCCGGGUCCAAAGGGUGACCUUUGGGUCCAUCCCGCGGCCCGUCCUCUCAGCCACCCGGCCCGAUGUUGUUUGUGAGUGGGAGCUGCCUCUGCUGGGACCCGCGGGGUUUGGGGUGCCCUGGAAGCUUCUUUCGCUGGGAGCGCGCAGUGUGUGUGUGUGUGUGUGUGUGUGUUCCUGGAGACACUGCACCUGCCGCCUGAAUAGCACUAGGUUUGUGCUGUGGUGCCUUAGCAAUCAGGGCAGCCCUCAGAUUUGGAGCAAGGCACUGAGAACCACGAGCAAAUUGAGAAGCACAAGGCUGCAAGAUGUCGGGGCGGAGCGGGAAGAAGAAAAUGUCCAAGCUGUCCCGCUCGAGCAGGGCUGGGGUGAUUUUCCCUGUGGGGAGGAUGAUGCGCUACCUGAAGAAAGGGACCUACAAGUACCGGAUCGGGGUCGGAGCGCCGGUGUACAUGGCAGCUGUCAUAGAGUACCUCGCAGCCGAAAUCCUGGAGUUGGCAGGAAACGCAGCGCGGGACAACAAGAAAGGAAGGAUUGCCCCCAGACACAUCCUCCUGGCAGUUGCAAAUGAUGAGGAGCUGAAUCAGUUGCUCAAAGGUGUGACUAUUGCAAGUGGAGGUGUCCUGCCCAGAAUCCAGCCUGAGCUUCUAGCCAAGAAACGGGGUGCCAAAGGCAAGUCUGAGACCAUCCUUUCCCCUGCUCCUGAGAAGAAGGGGAGGAAAUCCAUGGUUACCAAAAAGAGUGGGAAGAAGGCAAAAUCUACCAAGGCCCGGACGUCCAAAAAGAACAAACAAAAGGACAAUGAAAAAGAAGGAGCUUCAAAUUCAACAACUGAAGAUGGACCUGGGGAUGGUUUCACUAUCUUGUCCUCCAAGAGCCUUGUGCCAGGACAGAAGCUUUCUCUGACACAGAGUGACAUCAGCCAUAUUGGCUCCAUGAAAGUAGAAGGCAUCGUUCACCCUACAACUGCUGAAAUAGACCUCAAGGAGGAAAUAGGCAAAGCACUGGAAAAGGCUGGAGGCAAAGAGUUUUUGGAAACAGUGAAAGAGCUUCGCAAAUCUCAAGGACCUUUGGAAGUUGCUGAAGCUGCACUCACUCAGUCUAGCGGCCUAGCAGCAAAGUUUGUCAUCCACUGUCACAUCCCACAGUGGGGCUCGGACAAGUGUGAAGAGCAGCUCGAGGAGACUGUCAAGAACUGCUUAACAGCUGCAGAAGACAAGAAGUUGAAGUCUGUGGCUUUCCCCCCAUUUCCCAGCGGCAGAAACUGCUUCCCAAAACAGACGGCAGCCCAGGUGACCCUCAGAGCCAUUUCCACCCAUUUUGACGGCACCAGCUCUUCCUCCUUGAAGAACAUUUACUUUCUGCUCUUCGACAGUGAAAGCAUUGGCAUCUACGUGCAAGAAAUGGCCAAGCUAGACACUAAGUAGCAACAGCAGCCAAAUGAAACUUUAUUUUUCAACAAACUUGAGUAGCAUUAAAAGCA